CGUUUUCAUUCUCAGGGAAAGUUCCUUGGCUUUAUCCACACCCAUGGUUUUCUCUAGGCUCAAGUUGGCAUAAAAAGCGGGAUUAGUGCCGCCCCGGGCUCGGAUUAGUACCCUAAGGCAGCAACGAUGUGUGAGUGUGACGCAGCAAACUGAACGGAAAGGUGUCCGUUUCAUGUGCAGAAAUAGGCGCCUUCUGAUAAGACCGGCAACUAAUCUGGCCAUUUGCACCCGGGGUUGGGGUCGGUAGCCUUCCACAAUUCCAUCUGUGCGCCUCCAUCCCUUUUGCUUCUCAGCUAUGCUUGCCUAGAUCAUGCUCCUGCUUCCUCAAAACAAUGCUUUUGCUUGGUGCCUCCAGGACCCUUCACUGGAUUGAACUAAGAAAGCUCGCGACAGUGCCUGUUGUGGUGGCAGUGGCACUAAACAGCUGGAGGAAGAGCCCCCUUGAUCAUGGGUGCUCUUUGUGAUUUUUGCGGGGAGCAAAGGCCAACAAUUUAUUGCCGAUCGGAUGCCGCAUCCUUAUGCUUAUCGUGCGACCGUAAUGUGCAUUCGGCUAACACCCUUUCCCAGCGACAUAUGAGGACCCUUCUGUGUGAUCGUUGUGCUUCACAGCCUGCAGCAGUCCGGUGUCUUGAAGAGAACACCUCACUUUGCCAAAACUGUGAUUGGAGCGGGCAUGCCGCAACAUCCAUGGCUGCCGGGCAUCUAAGGCAGACCAUAAACUGCUACUCGGGGUGCCCAUCAUCAGAAGUGCUGGCAAGAAUCUGGUCCUUUGAUUUUGAUGCCCCUUCUGCAGCUGCUGAGCCGAACUGUGAGGAAGGAAUAAGCAUGAUGAGCAUUAAUGACAGUGGUGUCAGUAACCAUUGUGGCGUUCAACAGGAUUGUAGCUUGCUGGAUAUAGCUAACUCAUCACUCAUGAGUGAUCCGCCCACUAGCGAGAAGCUUAAAUCUGAAGACGAAAUGAAUCUUCAACCACUUCCUACGCAUCAGCCUGCUCAAUCAGUUUCUAUGGCACCUAAGGUACCCAGUGUAACAGAUGACGAUAUGUUCAAUGAUGGCAGAAUAUAUGAAAACUUCUGUGUGGAUGAUAAUGACCUGACAUUUGAGAAUUAUGAAGAACUGUUUGGUACUCCACACGUUCAGACAGAGCAACUAUUUGAUGAUGCUGGAAUUGACAGUUUCUUUGAAUUGAAGGAAAUGCCAGCUGCUGAUUGUGACCAGCAGCUCAACCCCAUGCGACCCAAAUGUAGCAACGCGGUAUCUGCUGAUUCCAGUCUUUGUGUUCCUGCAAGGCAGGCCAUAUCUACUAUUUCCCUCUCGUUCUCUGGUUUGACUGGUGAGAGCAAUGCUGGAGAUCACCAAGAUUGUGAGGUAUCACCACUGCUCCUUAUGGGCGAGCAACCCUGGCUUCCUCCUGGUUCUGAAGGAUCAUCUGCCGGUGGUAGCAGAGGUAGCGCUCUCUCACGGUACAUGGAGAAGAAGAAGAGAAGAAAAUUCGACAAGAAGAUCAGGUACGCUUCUCGCAAGGCCAGGGCAGACGUGAGGAAGAGGGUCAAGGGCCGGUUCGUGAAAGCGGGCGAAGCAUACGACUACGAUCCGCUCAGCGACACACGAAGCUACUGAAGCCCAAACGCCAUUGGCAAUAUCAUCCAGUGUCAGACUAGCAACAAUUAUAAACUUGAGCAGCUCAUGUGGUGUUGCUCGCACUAAGCAAGAGCGCAUGCAGGGGAGCACUAGCACUUGUGCCGGACAGCGCAACCGGAAAAAGCGCUAAAAAACACACCAGCUGGUGAGUUGGAAAAUACUACAGAUAGAGAAGCUGCAAAUACGCAGGAAGUCCAUGCUAUGCCGCUGCUCCAUUUUCUUUCUCCUUGGAAGUGGACGGAGCGUGCGUGCAUAUAUCAUUUCCUUCUUGGUGGGUGGUUUCGAUCACUCUCCACCAUCUGCGCAUUAAUCCACUACGAUUACAGGGACUAGUCCUCCCAGCUCACCACCCACCGCAUGCGUGGGCAUAUACCUGCCACUGCUUCCGUGUGCGGUGCGCUGGCUGCCAGGUCCUUGAUUAAUUAUACUCGUGUACUUAGUUUCUUCCUGUGACAUUAUUUGUUUAUGACGCAGGCGCUGGCAGCCUUGUUUUAAAACGAACUGCGGUGCUUGUUAUAACUUGUAAAGUCUGUUCCUGUAAUUUAAAAGAUGCUGGGUAUGAAGUGGAAGCUUCCAUGUAUGUCAGCAUGUCGA
This is a messenger RNA of Triticum dicoccoides, 2235 nucleotides long. RefSeq names its product zinc finger protein CONSTANS-LIKE 10-like. The coding region runs from base 448 to 1620 and encodes 390 amino acids. Lineage: Eukaryota; Viridiplantae; Streptophyta; Magnoliopsida; Poales; Poaceae. The transcript has 5 exons. The record is from RefSeq and is a predicted model, not a curated record. Gene Ontology annotation, molecular function: zinc ion binding; protein binding.